AGUGCUGAACAGUGCCACGUGCCAGUGCCACAUCAAUGCCACCUAUCAGUGCCCAUCGGUGCCACCUAUCAGUGCUGCCAAUGAGUGCCGCCUAUCGGUGCCAGUCAGUCCUGCCUAUCAGUGCGCAUCAGUGCCGCUUAACAGUGCCAGUCAGUGCCACCUAACAGUGUCAGUCAGUGGCACCUAACAGUGCCAGUCAGUGCCGCCUAUCAGUGCUGCCUUUCAGUGCCCAUCAGUGAUGCCUGUCAAUGCCCAUCAGUGCCACCUAUCAGUGUCCAUCAGUGCA
This is a messenger RNA of Staurois parvus, 286 nucleotides long. Lineage: Eukaryota; Metazoa; Chordata; Amphibia; Anura; Ranidae. The record is from the annotation of a GenBank genome assembly.